Zea mays is the source of this 1485-nucleotide messenger RNA. RefSeq names its product Aldolase superfamily protein. The coding region runs from base 11 to 1195 and encodes 394 amino acids. Gene Ontology annotation, cellular component: intracellular anatomical structure; cytoplasm. Lineage: Eukaryota; Viridiplantae; Streptophyta; Magnoliopsida; Poales; Poaceae. The transcript is spliced from 13 exons. The record is from RefSeq and is marked predicted. Gene Ontology annotation, biological process: pentose-phosphate shunt; carbohydrate metabolic process. Gene Ontology annotation, molecular function: transaldolase activity.
CCCAACUGCCAUGGCGCUCUCCAUCUACACGCCCACCUCCUCCUCCCUCGUCCCGCCCUCCAUUCAGGAGGUCAGGCUGACUUCGCGACCGCCAAAGCCCGCGACUUUCAGCCUACGGAGGCCACAUCUGGCCGCGCGGGCCGCCGCUGGCAACGCACCCACGUCCCCGGUCCGCGAGGUCGUCACUGAGCUCGACGCGGUCGCCGGCUUCAGCGAGAUCGUGCCGGACACCGUCGUGUUCGAUGAUUUCGAGAGGUUCGCACCCACGGCGGCCACAGUGAGCUCGUCGCUGCUGCUUGGGAUCACUGGGCUCCCAGACACUAAGUUCAAGAGUGCGAUAGAUACUGCACUGGCAGAUGGUGAGUGCAACGCACUGGAGAAGGCUGAGGACAGGAUGUCCUGUUACCUCACCAAGGCUCUUGCAAAUGUUGGCGCUGAACUGGCUCAUCAAGUCCCUGGGAGAGUUUCGACGGAAAUAGAUGCUCGGUUAGCUUAUGACACCCAGGGCAUAAUCCACAGGGUACAUGAACUGUUGAAUCUAUACAACCAACAUGAUGUCUCAACUGACCGCCUGUUAUUCAAAAUUCCUGCUACAUGGCAAGGCAUAGAGGCCUCAAGGUUGCUUGAAUCUGAAGGAAUUCAAACGCAUCUAACAUUUGUUUACAGUUUCGCACAAGCGGCAGCGGCAGCACAAGCUGGUGCAUCUGUAGUACAAAUGUUUGUGGGCCGAUUGCGGGACUGGGCAAGGCAUCACUCUGGUGACCCAGAGAUAGAUGAAGCUUUGAAGAAUGGAGAAGAUGCUGGGCUUUCUUUGGCGAAGAAAGUAUAUGCCUAUAUUCACAGGAAUGGGUACAAAACAAAGCUGAUGGCCGCUGCCAUACGGAACAAGCAGGACGUAUUUAGCCUUCUGGGGAUCGAUUACAUCAUUGCACCACUGAAGAUAUUGCAGUCUCUGGAAGAAUCUGUCACCGAUCCCGAUGUGAAGUACGGCUAUGUCCCGAAGUUGACUCCUGCUAUUGGCAAGACGUACAACUUCACUGAAGAGGAGCUUGUGAAGUGGGACCAGCUGAGCCUGUCAGCUGCCAUGGGACCAGCUGCAGAAGAACUGCUUGCUUCAGGGCUAGAGGGGUACGUGAACCAAGCACGCCGCGUUGAGGAGCUCUUUGGGAAGAUCUGGCCACCUCCCAAUGUUUAACAACGGCGUUGAGAGCAAUAGCAAUGUGAUUUGCCUGGCAGGCUCACAAUGCUGCGCGGAAGACGAUUUGCUUCUUUUUGGAUAAUACACGAAGCACUCCCGUGUUUACGUUGACUUGACUUGCAGUGUGCAUGUAUUCUGUUUUUGUUUGUAAUUCAGAUGAUUUGCUGGAUCCAUGAGAACCUGUCGCCUGAUAUUCCCUGCAACUGCAAUCGUCCUCGUACGUACGGCUGGCAACGGCUUCUUGGAACAUCACCACCUGAGCUGCAGUUACAUGAUUCCAUUUAUAC